Messenger RNA from Oncorhynchus keta (chum salmon), 1236 nucleotides. Its product is annotated as thioredoxin domain-containing protein 2-like. Lineage: Eukaryota; Metazoa; Chordata; Actinopteri; Salmoniformes; Salmonidae. The transcript has 5 exons. The coding region runs from base 1 to 1236 and encodes 411 amino acids. The record is from RefSeq and is a predicted model, not a curated record.
AUGCGCAGUGAACCAGAAACGGCCUGGAAGGUACGAAAGGUUAACACUGUUUUGACUGUGUCUCCAUUAAAGAAAGGUGAUGAUCCUAACACUGUUUUGACUGUGUCUCCAUUAAAGAAAGGUGAAGAUCCUAACACUGUUUUGACUGUAUCUCCAUUAAAGAAAGGUGAUGAUCCUAACACUGUUUUGACUGUAUCUCCAUUAAAGAAAGGUGAUGAUCCUAACACUGUUUUGACUGUAUCUCCAUUAAAGAAAGGUGAUGAUCCUAACACUGUUUUGACUGUAUCUCCAUUAAAGAAAGGUGAUGAUCCUAACACUGUUUUGACUGUAUCUCCAUUAAAGAAAGGUGAUGAUCCUAACACUGUUUUGACUGUAUCUCCAUUAAAGAAAGGUGAUGAUCCUAACACUGUUUUGACUGUAUCUCCAUUAAAGAAAGGUGAUGAUCCUAACACUGUUUUGACUGUAUCUCCAUUAAAGAAAGGUGAUGAUCCUAACACUGUUUUGACUGUGUCUCCAUUAAAGAAAGGUGAUGAUCCUAACACUGUUUUGACUGUAUCUCCAUUAAAGAAAGGUGAUGAUCCUAACACUGUUUUGACUGUGUCUCCAUUAAAGAAAGGUGAUGAUCCUAACACUGUUUUGACUGUGUCUCCAUUAAAGAAAGGUGAUGAUCCUAACACUGUUUUGACUGUAUCUCCAUUAAAGAAAGGUGAAGAUCCUAACACUGUUUUGACUGUAUCUCCAUUAAAGAAAGUUGAUGAUCCUAACACUGUUUUGACUGUAUCUCCAUUAAAGAAAGGUGAAGAUCCUAACACUGUUUUGACUGUAUCUCCAUUAAAGAAAGGUGAAGAUCCUAACACUGUUUUGACUGUAUCUCCAUUAAAGAAAGGUGAUGAUCCUAACACUGUUUUGACUGUAUCUCCAUUAAAGAAAGGUGAAGAUCCUAACACUGUUUUGACUGUGUCUCCAUUAAAGAAAGGUGAUGAUCCUAACACUGUUUUGACUGUAUCUCCAUUAAAGAAAGGUGAUGAUCCUAACACUGUUUUGACUGUAUCUCCAUUAAAGAAAGGUGAAGAUCCUAACACUGUUUUGACUGUAUCUCCAUUAAAGAAAGUUGAUGAUCCUAACACUGUUUUGACUGUAUCUCCAUUAAAGAAAGUGUCUGGGGUCCUCAGGGGCCACGCUCACUCCCUAGGGGCCUCUUAUACGCUGUGGCUUCGUUCCAAGUAUCUAUACUAG